Messenger RNA from Oncorhynchus gorbuscha (pink salmon), 1008 nucleotides. Its product is annotated as EH domain-binding protein 1-like. Lineage: Eukaryota; Metazoa; Chordata; Actinopteri; Salmoniformes; Salmonidae. The transcript is spliced from 4 exons. The record is from RefSeq and is a predicted model, not a curated record. Bases 502 to 1008 code for a protein of 168 amino acids.
CCCCUAAUUUAAAAAACUAAUUGGAGAAGAUAAAUGAGACAUUGUGAACUUUGUUGUUGAACAUUAUUGGCAUGAAAGAAACGAUUCAAUGUCGUAUCAGACUCAGGACACACGAUAAAUCAAUGUCAAAAGUGCUCACUAUGACUCCCUCUUCCCACUAUUGUUCUCUCUCUCUGUCCCUCUCUCUCUCUCCCUCUCCCCCUCUCCCUCUCUUUACAGCCCAGUCCUAUCCCGAGCCCAGUGCUUGGUGGGAAGCCCAACGCUAGCCAAUCCCUGCUGGCCUGGUGCCGUGAGGUCACAAAGAAUUACCGCGGAGUCAAGAUCACCAACUUCACCACAUCCUGGAGGAACGGCCUGGCAUUCUGCGCCCUUCUCCAUCACUUCAGACCUGAUUACAUAGACUACAAGACCCUCAAUCCUCAGGAUAUUAAGGAAAACAACAAAAAGGCGUAUGAUGUUUUUGCCAACCUGGGCAUCAGUCGUCUGUUGGAGCCAUCUGACAUGGUUCUGCUGGCCAUCCCUGACAAACUAACCGUCAUGACGUACCUCUACCAGAUCAGAGCCCACUUCAGUGGAGAGGAACUCAACGUGGUGCAGAUAGAAGCCAACAGCAGCCGCAGCACAUACAAGGUGGGAGACUUCGAGACAGACACCAACGCCUCCAUCGGCCAGGACAAGUUCUAUGCUGAGCUAAACGUCAGUGACGCUAAUGCCCAGACCACUGGAUCCAGUGGGGACGUUAGCAUCGGAGCUAACUGCGCUAGCGCCACGAAUGGAGCCGUGGGGAAAGAGGAGGAGGAGAUGGAGGUGGUGAGGAAGAGUGAGACUGUAUCUUUCUCCCUCCCUGACUUUGGGGUGUCCCCCUCCUCUCCCAGCUCGCCCCCCCUCCCAUUGCCCCGCGGCUCUACCCCCCCCACCGCCACAGAGUCCUCCCACCCCAGAGCCGCGCCCGCUCCCUUGCCACCACACCUCUGGGAGACGAUCGUCGUCAACUACAACUACCCCUGA